AAAGCAGCUUUCACAAUCUUCUUGUCAUUUGUUUUGGUGACAUGUUUUACUAUAAUAAUAGUAUUCUUUGAGGGAUGGAGGUUUAACUCCUAAAAUGUAGUUUUUUCCUUCUUGAAAAUUAUUUUAGAAAGCCUCUAGUAAGAAAAAAAAAAACAUCAUUUGUAUAGUCUUUCUUGGCUUUGAUCUUCUGCUUUAGUAAGAAGCUAAAAUUUGUCUAAAAUUGUAUGAUCCUAUAUAGUAAAAUGCAUUUUGCUUGACUUUUGCUAACAAAAACAUACUUUUUUUCAUUAAACAUUUUUGCAACUAAUAUAAAAAGUAUUUUAACACGUGCAUUUUUUUUGCCACAUAGACAUUAGGUUAACAUUCCGGUAUAAACGUCUUUUUCGCCGCAAGUAUAGCCUAUAAUUGUAAAAACAAACGCAUGUUUUGACGGAAAUAGUCCGUUCUGGCAUGCAUGGUUGUGUAAUAUAUUAAAUAUUAAUUGCAUACAUGCACAUUGCCAUAUCACAUAUCUCGGACACGUACUUCCGGCGAUAGCGGAAGUACCCGCUGCACGUCCAUUAAAAGCAAAAUUAAUGGCUUUUGUAUAAAAUAUUGUCAAAUAUAGAAGAACCGCGGACAAAUGAAGAGUUUGCAUUGACAAACGAUGCUUGAUAUCGACCAAAGAGGCAGCGAGCACCGUACGUGAGCGGACAUUGGAGUCGAUUCUCCCGUAUGAAGGAGAGGAGGCUCAACAUGGAGGACUGCUUGCACACUUCCUCUGACAGCCUGGCUAAACUGGUGAAAUGGGCCCACAGUCACGGAACAAUCUGCACCUUGAUCCCCAACCUCAAACACAUGCUGAACGAGGGCUCUCACGGGACCCUCACGGCCCUGUGGGGCUGCAGCGCCGGACACGCCUACCACUGGCCCCUUAACACCACCUGCAAAAAGGCAAACAAAGAACGCAACCAAGAAAGCCGAAGCAUCAACACGGACAGCAUGAUCCAGGCGGUCGCCGUCAUGCAGAACACCUCAGAGCGCUUCCUCGGCAGUGCCGCCAAAAACAAGGGCGAUUCUGCUCCGAUCCACGACUCCUGCGACAUCUCCAACUGCAGCGAACCGUCCGAGAUGGACGACAACGGCGACGAGUACAACAGCCACCUGUACGACAUCGUCUGCGAGUCCUCGGCUACCGACGAAGACGGCGACUCCGAGUUCAACCACGCCUCAAAUAUCACGCCCAGGAAACGAUUGGGAAAAGAACCGGGAACCGAGGACAGCACUGACCUGGCGUUGAAGAAAAUCAAACAAGAAAGAGGCGAAGACUAUUACAGUGUGGCCAACCCUCAGAUGCCCAGCAGCUCGGAUGGGAACCGCUCUACUGGAGGCGUUACACAGUCGCCCAAACCCAACGUCCAGAACAGACCAUCAUCCAGGUCUUCGAUGUCCCAGAAGCCUUCCUCUGUAGACGGGGACUCCAUGGCGAUGUCCUCGUCACCUCUGGACAGCUCCCCUUCUUCCAUGAUCAAACCCUUGCGGGCAGCUUUCCACACUACCCAGAACAAAAUGCAGGUGAACUCGAACCCGGCUUGCAGUCAGAGUGUGGCGACCUUGCCCCACGCGGGAAGGAUUGACGCUAUGGGGGUGCUGCACAGGGACGAGUAUCCCAGGACGUCUUUGUCUUACGGAGAGGCUUCCAUGGGUGUGAACCCUGAGAUGGAUCUUCUAGCAGCGCAAGCACUUAAUACUGAAGCUCGAGCGGACAACACAGGUUCACACGAGAAGAUGGAUUACGCUGUGAUUUUGAAAGCCCUCCAUGAGCAUCUGAUUCCAGCAGCUGCACACAGUUCAGAAGAGCAGUUCUGCCCGUCAGAUCUCAGUCCAAACAGUGAGAGGUAUUUUGAAGAGAGAAAACACCUGGAAGAGUUUAUAACAAGCAUAGAUACUAUAACCCUACAAAACCUUCAGACGGUCAUUGAUCGAAUCCUGGUUUUUCACGAGCGGACGCAGAUGCCUCUGUCCAGUCCGGCUCGACUGGGAGAGCAGGAGCUGUUUCCAGGAAGCGGACUCUACCUGCCGCACUACAAACUGGCGUCCAUGCUGCAGGAGUCCCGGCAGGACAGCAUGAGACUCUUCCACCUGCUGUUUGAGCACUUCUUCAGCGAGGAGGAUCUUAACGGGGCCGUCGCUUUUGGGAAGAGGGGAAAAGUCCCUGACGGGAAAAAGAUCUUGGACAGAAGAAGAGUGGAUGGGAUUAUGUCAUAUGUUCUGCGUUGUUCUACUAUAGACGGAUGGACACCUGUGGAAUCAUCUAAACUGAAGAAAGCCUGUAUUAAUAAAUGCAGGCUUCGAAUCGGUCAGAAAAAGAAGCAAGAAUCUUCUCAAGAGUCCUUUAUUUUUUGUGACGAACAAUCUUCAGGCAAAAAUGACCCUUCCUAUAUAUAGUUGCUGAUCCCAAAAAUUUCCAUUCACAGACAAAUGCUAUUAUUAUAAAUGAAAUGAAAAUGAAACACUGUUUUGGCCAGCAGAUGAAUGAAAGCUACCAGUCGGUGUCUUGGACAUGAACGAUUCAGUCUGGAAUCGUUUAAAGUUGAUUCAGUUUUGCUACAGCACUAAGAGAUGAGCGAUUCACGGUCAGACACAUGAACUAUUUCCAUUCCAUUCAUUUCAAGAAAACCAACAUUAUCUAUACUGUGAUAGUUAUUAACUAUUGACUCGUUUAGUCAACACAAACCUGUUUAUAACCAUUUAAACCUUUAGAGUAGUCUAGUGCUUAAUCACAUUAGUCAUGUAGCAUUGUAACAAUCAAAACAAGAUAUUUUGAGUUUUGUCAAACCAUUUUGAUGGUUUUUACUCAUAUCCAAUAUCUUUAAAUAUAAAAAUGUGAAUUAUCACUAUAUCAAAACCACCUUAAACUUGUAUUUUAUUGUUUUAUCUUCCUUUUUUCCUCUGCUGCUUCCAUGAAAUGAUCUGUUUUAUCAAUCAGCAUCACACUAAAUUGACAAUAGCGUCAUUCCUUAUGCAUGACUGACAGAAAAAUGGAUAUUUUAGAUAUUUAUAAACAUCCCACAAAGCUUUAUUACUCCGAUGUUUCGUAUUACAUUUGUAAUUUUUACCUAAGUGAUAUCGUGUAGACCAAUCCGCAUUUAAUAGCAUAUAAAAUUCUGCCAGAAAUGUGAAAUUAGGUUACUCCGUAUAAACAACCAGACAAUUAACAACUUCUGUGUUCAUUCAUGACAUUUCAGAAUUUCUUACUGUGAGGUGUUGCAGUGAGUGUGUAGUGAAAACGUCACUCAAGGGCUCACACAUUUACAAUAUUUAAUGGAAUUCUUUGGACGGCAUUAGUAAAGCAGACUUUAAAACAUUGGAGAUCACUUUUUACAAUCAAGUAUUACAUUUCUUAUAAAAAUAAAAAACAACAACUGGCAUUUGGUAGGUAUAUCACGUUGUCCACAAGUGUUUAAUGUAAAGAGAAAAAAAAAGACAUUAGCAUUUAUUAUGGUUAUGAAAGAUCAGUCUUUUCAUAAUGGUUAGGAAGUCUUCACCUGACCGCUUUUAAAAGUGUCUUGUUUUGUACCUACACACUGAUGCUGAACUUGCCCUUAUUUUAGCACUUCUACAAACCUGAGGUUUAUUUUCAAGUGUGUAAAUACUCCAUCAUCCUGGUGUGUCUUCUUAAGUGGUCUUAUUUGUCAUUUGAUGCGUUACAAUAAAAUCAAUGACCAAAUGUUGUCCCUGAUCUGUUUUUGCCUUUGCAUCAAUUGCUGUAAUCACAUAUGGCAUCUUAUAUUAUAAGGUCUAGGAGUCUUUUAGUGACUGCUUCUUAAUUCAGUGAAUUGUUUUAUUUUCAUUUUGCUUUUAUUAGUCUGCAUCAAUGAUUUGGUGGCAUUACUUUGAGGUGGUACGGUCUUUUCAAAUUAUGCUUUUUAAUGUUAUCACAAAACGAAUGUAUUUGAAUAGGUCAUGGUAGAAGUAGCAAAAAUAAACCCACUAAAAGAAAAGGCAUUUAAAUAAGUAUUAUAAAGACGAUCUAAAUUUAACCCAGCCCAAACAAAGGCAAAGAAAACUAACAAAAGCAAUGAUAAAUGAUCACAUUUGAAGAUUUUACACGGCAGUCAAUCAGAAUAAACUUUAAUGUAGCAUAUUUUGAGAUUUUACACACAUUGAAAACAUAUUUUGAAUCCAGCUAAGUGAGAUGCAUGUAGAGCUGUGUGCUGUGAUAAAAACAAAAGUAAAAAAUAUGCCAAAAUAGCAAGAAGUGUGUACUAUGACUUACUGCUACACAGUCAAGUAGCUAAAAAAAAAAACAAUCAUGAUGUAACACGCUAAAAAAACAGUAAGAUGCACAUUAAACAAAUACGAUAGACAUUGCAGAUGGAAUAGAAAAUGUGCUGUGUAAACCACGGAUACACUUGAUUGCUGUAGAUAUACAGUAUGUAGUUAAUAGUGAUUUAUUUGGCUAAUAAAUCAACAUAUCUUGUAAUUAAUUCAAUUAAUUUUUUUAAUCAGAUGGCAGGCCUAAAUGUUUACCACCAGCCAUGUAUUUCUUUGUUUUCUGUAAAGUAUCUCUUUUUAUCACAUUUCAGAUUAGCACACAAAAAUUACAUUUGGAUAUCUUUCCAGAGGUAGUAGGAACUC
Messenger RNA from Onychostoma macrolepis, 4620 nucleotides. RefSeq lists its product as uncharacterized. Bases 715 to 2427 code for a protein of 570 amino acids. The record is from RefSeq and is a predicted model, not a curated record. The transcript is spliced from 6 exons. NCBI's taxonomy places the organism in Eukaryota, Metazoa, Chordata, Actinopteri, Cypriniformes, Cyprinidae.